CAUUCUUGAACUUGAAUCCCAGUACAGUAUGAAUCGCACGUAUAAAAGAUGCUUUCACGUUGUAUACAUUUCUCUGCUAAAAUAAAACCAUGUAAAUUUCUGGUUUUUAUUCGUUGAUCUCUGAUAAUUAAUUGUUGUGGGAUUAUUUUGGAUUACCCGGACAUUCCGACCCUACAUGAUCCAAUUGUUAUUGGGGAUGCUGUUUGUUGAGCCCCAUCAAUCAUGUCAGAUAAGCGCAAACUGCUCGCGGAGGUCGAUCGCACCCUCAAGAAAAUCCAGGAGGGAAUGGAGAUAUUCGAUGAAAUAUGGGCAAAAGUGCAGGAGGCUCCAACCCAAAGCCACAAGGAGAAGUAUGAGCAGGAUCUCAAGAAGGAGAUAAAAAAGUUGCAAAGGUUGCGAGAUCAGGUUAAAACCUGGAUCGCUAGCAGCAAUGAAAUCAAAGAUAAAGAUCCCCUUUUAAAAGCCCGAAGAGACAUUGAAAUGAAAAUGGAAAAAUUUAAGGAUGUGGAAAGAGAGACAAAGACGAAAGUUUAUUCUAAAGUGGGACUGGCCCAAGCGGCCAAAAUGGAUGUGAACCAGAAGAGGAAACUGGAAGCCAGAGCGAUACUUUCUUCAUUCAUCGAAAAAAUGAACAUCGAUCUGGAACAAUUUGAAAGUGAAAUGGAAGACCUUGAAGCUGGUGCCAGGAAAAAGAAGCUGGAAAAAGAGGUAUGCAAGCUGGAAAAAGUGGAAUUCCUCAAGCAGAUCAUGGAAUCCCACCGGAAUCACAUCACUAAAAUGGAGAUCAUGCUAAGGAUGCUGGAUAAUGACAGCUUAGAUGCCGAGCAGGUGUGCGGCAUCGCGGACGAUAUAAAGUUUUAUUUGGACAAAGCGGAUGAAGGCCAGGUUGAGGAUGUGAACUAUGUGUAUGAAGGCAUUGAACUGGAGGAAACAGUGCCAGAGUCACCUCCAGGAAGUCCAGAGCCGAGCGUAACAUCGAAAGAUUCGGAUGAUACGAAAAAGAAACGGCCUUCUGAAGAUACGACGACGCCCCAGCCCGCUAAGCAAACCGCUAAAAUGUCCAUACCUAUAAGCUCUACUGUGACGCCAUCUAAACCGGUGGAUGUGAAAAACGCCGUUGGUAUAUCUCCACCACCGAAACUAAGUCAAUCACUUCCAAAUCCACCGGCACAACCACCUCUUUUACAGGCAUACGCUGCCGCAGCCGCCAAGGCGCUACCUCAACCAGCGGUGAAACCACCGCCGCAAAUAGCCUCUCCUGCGUUAGCCGAAGAGCCAGAGAGUAAGAAGACCGAACCGGAACGACCGGCUGCAGAUUCUCAGGCCUCAGCGGCCAGCGUCACAUCUCCGCAAGACGCUUCCUCACGGCGGGCUUCUAUCGAUCCACAAAUUCAGACGCCCGUUAAGCCGUCAACUCCCCUCCAGUUCCCACUCUCUGCCUCUCCUCGGCCUAUGGGCGCCAGCUACGCCUCCUCCAUCAGUGGCAGCAGCGCUCCUUCCACACCUCAGCCUUCCCCGAUGAAAGAUCCCUGGAAAGAUAUGAUCCGGCCUCCGGCGAAACCACCGUCAACCAACGGUGUCCCACCACCUGCCGCACCUACGAUGAAUUUUACCGUGCAACCGGUCCCGCCGCCAGUCGCUCCGCCGAGUAUUACACCCGUCAGUUUAACCCGUUCCGAUCCGUCCGCGGCUUUCAUGUCACCCAUGGAUACCAGCGUCGAGGAGAAGCUGGCGCCCUUUAGUCGCGGACAUUCACGGAAUCCAUCGGAGGACUUUGAUAAAACGGAUAUAUCCGCCGCGAUGCGAAGUUCAGGGCUGAUGGAGACGCCGACCGCGCUGCAUGUCCCGUUGAUCACCAAGGCGGAGUUGGAAUCGCGGAUUUCUCCUAUGAUGGCCAUGGCACCAUUAGGACCGGAGCGGGCGACCAGGGAUAUGCUGCUGCAGCAUAAUUGGCUGGAGCAGGCCUUCCACAAUCCCCCCAAACCCUGUGACUCGGAGCGGAGAAAGGCGUUCAUUCCAUGCGUACACUGCGCCAUUCCGCCGGGAUGGCCGCGCCAACCGCCGAUGCCGCUGGUGUGCGAUAUGAAAUUCUAUGGCAAUUUAAACAGUGAUGCCCUGUUUUUCAUCUUUUAUUAUCAGGAGGGAAGCUUAGCCCAAAUUCUUGCGGCUAAGACACUGAAAAGCAAAAACUGGAGAUUCCACAAGCAGCUGAAUGCGUGGUUUCAGAGAUUAGACGAACCGAAAGUAACAACCAGCGAAUACGAACGAGGAAACUACAAGUACUGGGAUUUGGAUAGCUGGUCGGAGAAGCAGAAGAAUGAUUUUACCUUUGAAUAUCGUUAUUUGGAAAACGUGGAUCUCAACAGAUGGCCCUACGUAUGAAACCCGCGUCACUCUUUUUUGAACGUAUCAGUGGUUGUUUUCUUUCAUACACACACGCGUUUUUGGUGGUAUUAAUUUUUAAGUGCUCCGGUUCAGCGCGGUAUAUUUAUUGCGGUGGGCCGAGAGCCGCGUCGUUAUUUUUUUCGUUUUGUUGGCUGUUGCUUUUAUUCUAUUUGCAGAUAACUGCAGGAUAUUGACUGUGCUUUCUGUCUGUGUUCGUAUCUGUAUUGUGCUUGGGCUUGCUGGUUUUAUGGCUGUAUAUACAGUAAUAUAUGUUGUGAUUAUUAUUCCCUGAAUGGUUUUAAAACUGGAUUGUUGCAUGCAGAAGUAUUCUUGAUAAAUGAAAAAAGGCAUUUGCCGUAAGUUCUUGGCUUAUGCUUCAUCAGCGUGAUCUUAUUAGAAUUCGCACAGCUUUAGUCAUGUGUAAUAAUGAUAUGCAAAGACGGAUACGCCGAGUAGCGUAAAGCGACGACCUUUAUUAUUCCAGUAACAUGAAUGGAUGUAUCGAGUAUCUGUAGUUACUGUCC
Messenger RNA from Paramacrobiotus metropolitanus, 2909 nucleotides. Its product is annotated as CCR4-NOT transcription complex subunit 3-like. Gene Ontology annotation, biological process: nuclear-transcribed mRNA poly(A) tail shortening; regulation of DNA-templated transcription. The record is from RefSeq and is a predicted model, not a curated record. The coding region runs from base 223 to 2382 and encodes 719 amino acids. The transcript has 15 exons. NCBI's taxonomy places the organism in Eukaryota, Metazoa, Tardigrada, Eutardigrada, Parachela, Macrobiotidae. Gene Ontology annotation, cellular component: P-body; nucleus; CCR4-NOT core complex.